UGUGCCUCCCUACUUCAAAACAGAGCCGGUGCGUAGCCAGCUCCACCUGGAACGCAACAGGCUGGUGCUGACCUGUAUGGCUGAGGGAAGCUGGCCACUGGAGUUUAAAUGGAUCCACAACACCACAGAACUGACCCGCUUCUCACUGGAGUACAGGUACCUAAUCCCUUCGUUGGACCGCUCCCAUGCUGGCUUCUACCGCUGCAUCGUGAGGAAUCGGGUGGGGGCCCUUCUGCAGAGGCGCACAGAAGUACAGGUGGCCUUUAUGGGCAGUUUCGAAGAAGGUGAACGCUCCGAGUCGGUCUCUCAAGGAGAGGGCGCAGUCAUCCAGGCGCCACGCAUUCGCAGCUUCCCCCAACCUCAGGUCACCUGGUACAGAGACGGCCGCAAGAUACCACCCAGCAGUCGCAUUGCCAUCACCCUGGACAACACGCUAGUCAUCCUGUCCACAGUGGCCCCAGAUGCCGGGCGAUACUACGUCCAAGCCGUGAACGACAAGAACGGCGAGAACAAGACGAGCCAGCCCAUCACGCUGUCAGUCGAGAAUGUUGGAGGUCCGGCAGACCCCAUCGCCCCCACCAUUAUCAUCCCUCCCAGGAACACCAGCGUGGUUACGGGCACCUCAGAGGUCACGAUGGAGUGUGUAGCAAACGCCAGGCCUCUUAUCAAGCUGAGCAUCUCAUGGCGUAAGAACGGUGUGUUGGUGUCGAGCGGCCUGAGCGAUUUUAACCGCAGGCUGACCAUCCUCAGUCCCAUGGUGAGCGACUCCGGCUUCUACGAGUGCGAGGCCAUUCUACGCAGCAGCAGCGUGCCCUCAGUCAGUCUUGGGGCUUAUCUGCAUGUACUAGAACCCCCACAGUUCAUUAAAGAGCCAGACAAACACAUCACAGCCGAGAUGGAGAAGGUGGUGGACAUUCCCUGUCAGGCACGAGGAGUGCCCCAGCCUGACAUCGUGUGGUACAAGGACGCACUGCCCGUCGACCCCGUGAAGACGCCCAGGUACAGGGUGCUGGUGGGGGGUAGCCUGCAGGUCAAUGGCCUCCUGCCCGAUGACACAGGGAUGUUCCAGUGCUUCGCCAGAAAUUCAGCGGGAGAAGUUCAGACCAACACGUACCUGGCUGUAACCAGCAUCGCCCCGAAUAUCACAGCCGGACCCUCGGACAGCACGGUGAUCGACGGCAUGUCCGUCAUCCUGCACUGCGAGACCUCUGGAGCUCCGAGACCGGCUAUCACCUGGCAGAAAGGUGAGAGAGUGUUGGCCAGCGGUUCAGUCCAGCUGCCUCGCUUCACCCUGCUCGAGUCCGGCAGCCUGCUCAUCUCGCCCUCGCACAUUUCUGACGCCGGCACCUACACUUGCAUGGCGAGCAACUCCAGGGGCAUCGACGAGGCGUCCGCUGACCUCGUGGUGUGGGCUCGCACCCGGAUUACCACCCCCCCACAGGACCAGAGUGUCAUCAAAGGAACUAAAGCCAUCAUGACCUGUGGAGUCACACAUGACCCCAGUGUCACUGUCAGGCAUAUCUGGGAGAAAGACGGCUCAGUGAUCCAGGUCCAAUCCUUCCCCCGCAUGCGGCUGGACGCUGACGGCACCCUCCACAUCUCCCAAACCUGGUCAGGCGACAUCGGCACCUACACCUGCAGAGUCACCUCCGUCGGCGGCAACGACUCCCGCAGCGCGCACCUCCGUGUCAGGCAGCUGCCCCAUGCCCCAGAGAACCCUACGGCCGUGCUGAGCAAAUCUGAGAAGAGAGCCAUCGACCUGGCCUGGGCCAAGCCGUUUGAUGGCAACAGUCCUCUCAUACGCUACAUCCUGGAGGUCUCCGAGAACAACGCUCCCUGGGCCAUCCUGCUUGCCAAUAUUGAGCCAGAGUCCACAGCAGUGACGGUGAAUGGUUUGAUCCCUGCACGCUCCUAUCAGUUCCGCCUGUGUGCCGUUAAUGACGUGGGGAAAGGGCAGUUCAGCAAGGAGACAGACCGCGUCUCUCUCCCAGAGGAGCCCCCCAGCGCUCCCCCUCAGAACGUCAUAGCGAGCGGCCGCACCAACCAGUCCAUCAUGAUCCAGUGGCAGCCGCCGCCAGAGAGCCACCAGAACGGCAUCCUCAGAGGAUACACCGUCCGGUACCGUUUGACCGGGCUGCCCGUGGACUACCAGAUCAAGAACAUCAGCAGUCCAGAUGUGACCACCCUGCUGCUGGAGGACCUCAUCAUCUGGACUAACUACGAGAUCGAGGUGGCCGCCUACAACGGAGCCGGUCUGGGCGCUUACAGCCACAAAGUCACCGAGUGGACCCUGCAGGGAGUUCCCACCGUCGCCCCCGGGAACGUGCAAGCCGAGCCGGUCAACUCAACAACGAUCCGUUUUACGUGGACAGCCCCGAACCCUCAGUUCAUCAACGGCAUCAACCAGGGGUACAAGUUGCUGGCCUGGGAGCCCACCAGAGACAAGGACAUUUCCAUGGUGACACUGGGACCCAACUUCCAGGACAGCGUCCACGUGGGCUACGUGACAGGUCUGAAGAAGUUCACCGAGUACUUCACCUCGGUGCUGUGUUUCACCACGCCGGGAGACGGCCCUCGCAGCCCGCCCAGAAUGCUGAGGACACACGAGGACACUCCCGGUGCUGUGGGUCACCUGAGCUUCACCGAGAUCUUGGACACCUCGCUUAAAGUGAGCUGGAGCGAGCCCGGCGAGAAGAAUGGAGUUCUCACAGGUUACCGCAUUUCGUGGGAGGAGUACAACCGGACGAACACGCGAGUCACCCACUACCUGCCGAACGUCACAUUAGAGUACCGGGUCACUGGACUCACUGCUCUCACCACCUACACCAUCGAGGUGGCCGGAAUGACCUCCAAAGGCCAGGGCCUGCUCUCCUCCUCCACCAUCUCCUCGGGCGUCCCACCAGAGCUGCCCGGCCCUCCCUCGAGCAUGGCGAUCACCAACAUCGGCGCACGCUCCAUCACGCUGCAGUUCAAACCCGGAUAUGACGGCAAAACAUCCAUUUCCCGUUGGCAGGUGGAGGCCCAGGUGGGUGUUGUAGGAGAAAAUGAAGACUGGGUGAUGGUCCAUCAGGUGACCAAUGAACCUGAAGCCCGCUCCUUAGAGGUUCCAGGUCUCAACCCGUACACCUUCUACAGGUUCCGGAUGCGUCAGGUGAACAUUGUGGGCACCAGUCUUCCCAGCCAGCCCUCCAGGAAGAUCCAGACCCUGCCAGCUCCUCCUGACAUGGCCCCCGCCAAUGUCACCCUGCGCACCGCCAGCGAGACCAGCCUCUGGUUACGAUGGAUGCCUCUGCCUGAGUGGGAAUACAACGGGAUCGCAGAGCAGGUGGGCUACAGGAUCCAGUACUUCCGCGCGGGCUCUCAGGGCCGGGGGCUGACCCACGUCAUCCCCGACCGCCUGGAGAGAGAGUUCACCAUCGAGGACCUGGAGGAGUGGACCGAGUACGAGGUCAGGGUUCAGGCUGUGAACGGCAUCGGGAUGGGACCCUGGAGCACGCCGGUCAAAGGCAGGACGAGGGAGUCUGUCCCCUCCUGCGGUCCCACAAAUGUGUCUACCUUCGCCAUCACGUCCAGCAGCAUCCUGGUGCGCUGGUUUGAGGUCCCUGAGGCGGACAGGAAUGGUCUCAUUCUGGGCUACAAGGUGGUGUACAAAGAGAAGGACUCGGACAGUUCGGUCCACUUCUGGACAGUGGAGGGGAACGCCACCCACAGCGUCCAGCUCACCGGUCUGGGGAAAUAUGUGCUGUAUGAGAUCCAGGUGCUGGCUUUCACACGCGUCGGAGACGGGCGGUCCAGUUCUCCACCCAUCUUGGAAAGGACGCUGGAUGACGUUCCAGGACCUCCAGUGGGCAUCCUGUUCCCUGAAGUGCGAACCACCUCAGUCCGGCUUAUCUGGCAGUCUCCAUCACAGCCCAAUGGCAUCAUACUUGCCUACCAGAUCACAUACCACCUCAACUCCACAAAUAGCAACGCGGCCACAGUGGACGUGCUGAACCCGAGCGCUCGCCAGUACACGGUGACCAGCCUGAAGCCAGAGUCCAUCUAUGUGUUCCGCAUCACAGCGCAGACCAGGAAGGGCUGGGGCGAAGCCGCUGAGGCGCUGGUGGUCACCACGGAGAAAAGAGCUCGUCCCCAACCCACCAGCCGUCCAGUGGUCCCUCAAAAAGACGUUCAGGCCCGCCACGUUCUGUUGUCAUGGGAGCCCGGCAGCGACGGCCUCUCCCCCGUGCGUUACUACACGGUCCAGCUUAGAGAGCUCCCUGAGAGCAACUGGACGGUCCACUCUGCCUCCGUCAACCACGAGGCCGCCUCGUACAUUGUGUCCAGGCUGAAGCCUUUCACAUCCUACCAGUUCAGAGUAAAAGCCACCAAUGACAUCGGGGACAGCGAGUACAGCGAGGAAAGUGAAGCGAUCACAACUCUGCAGGAUGCGCCUGACGAAGCACCCACCAUUCUCUCCGUCACGCCGCACACAACGACAUCAGUGCUCCUCCGCUGGAAGCCCCCCUCUGAGGAGAAGAUCAAUGGGAUCUUACUGGGUUUCAGGAUUCGGUAUCGUGAGCUGCUGUACGACCGUCUCCGCAGUUAUUCCGCUCAUGCCAUCCACAACAGUGCAUCCGCCUGGGCUGAGCUGACUGCCCCUUACAGCAUCCGCAAUCUCAGUGACUCAACUCUGAAUCAGUACGAGUUGGACAAACUGAGUAAACACAAGCGCUACGAAAUACGCAUGAGUGUGUACAACGCUGUGGGCGAGGGACCAACCAGCCCGCCGCAGGAGGUGUUUGUCGGAGAAGCAGUACCUACAGCCCCACCCCAGAAAGUUGCCAUUCAGUCAGCGACAGCCACCCAGCUAGAUGUGACGUGGGACCCUCCCCCUGUAGACGCACAGAACGGAGACAUCCAGGGCUACAAGGUUUACUUCUGGGAGUUCAAGCGUAAGAAUGAGACAGAGCGCCUGCGCACUCUGUUCAUGCCUGAGGGAGGGGUGAAGCUGAAGAACCUGACCGGUUACACCACCUAUAUGAUCAGUGUUGCCCCCUUUAAUGCAGCUGGGGAUGGGCCCCGCAGCCCACCGACCAGAGGAUGCACUCAGCAAGCCGCUCCCAGUGCUCCCAGCUUCAUCCACUUCAGUGAGCUGACCACCACUUCGGUCAACGUGUCCUGGGGCGAGCCCACCUUCCCUAAUGGCAUCAUUGAGGGCUAUCGUCUGGUGUAUGAACCCUCCACACCCGUAGAUGAGUCCUCAGUGGCCUGUGCCGACUGUCUCCACUCCCCCUUCCCCCCAGGCGUCAGUAAGACAGUGACGGUGGACGUGAAGGGGAGCGGCCCCUUCUGGUUGAAGCUCAGAGACCUGGCCGACGGCGCCACCUACAACUUCCGCAUCCGGGCCAAGACCUUCAUCUACGGGCCCGAGGUGGAGGCCAACAUCACCACCGGCCCCGGAGAAGGAGCCCCAGGACCCCCUGGAGAACCCUUCAUCACCCGGUAUGGUCAGGCCCUGACCAUCCACUGGACCAGCGGGGACCCGGGACGUGCUCCCAUCACACGCUACGUGAUCGAGGCCAGACCUUCAGAUGAGGGAUUGUGGGAUAUCUUAAUCAAGGACAUCCCCAAGGAAGUGACAUCGCACACAUUCCCCAUGGACAUCCUGAAGAAAGGGCUCAGUUACGACUUCAGAGUAAUUGGAGUGAAUGACUACGGCUAUGGCGCACCAAGUCUACCUUCUCCUUCUAUAUCAGCCCAGAAUGUGGCCCCUUUCUACGAGGAGUGGUGGUUCCUGGUUGUGGUUGCUCUGGUGGGGCUCAUCUUCAUCCUGCUGCUGGUUUUCAUCCUCAUUAUCAGAGGACAGAGCAAGAAGUAUGCCAAGAAGGCCGAAUCAGUGUCUCUGUACGUGUGUCCAGGUAACAACUCCAACUGCAACGCUCUAACGCACGGAGACAUGGUGAGCCUGGACGAAGGUCGAUUCCCCGCGCUGGAACUCAACAACCGACGGCUGUCUGUGAAAAACUCAUUCUGCAGGAAGAACGGCGUCUACACCAGAUCUCCUCCCAGGCCCAGUCCGGGCAGUCUUCACUAUUCAGACGAGGACGUCAGCACAAAGUACAACGACCUGAUCCCUGCAGAGAGCAGCAGUCUGACCGAAAAACCCUCAGAAAUCUCAGACUCACAGGAGGCGCUGGUGUUUUCAUAUGGGACAGGUGGCCUACAUACACUUCCACUGCAUUUGGGCAGCGACAGCGAGUAUGAGGUGGACCCCAACCGACAGAAGACCCACUCCUUCGUCAACCACUACAUCAGCGACCCCACCUACUACAACUCCUGGCGCCGACAGCAGAAAGGCAUAUCCCGCGCUCAGGCCUACAGCUACACCGAGUCCGAGUCGGGCGAGCCGGAUCACCCGGUCUGUGCACCGCCACAGCUGCCUCCUUUACCACCCCUGCCCCCCCAGCUCAGUUCACCUAGCCCCCAGCCUCAGCAAGCGCAGGGCCAGCCCCAGGGCCAGGGCAGCCUCUUCAGGCCCAAAGGUAGCCGGACUCCCACCCCUUCUCAGCAGAGCUCCAACCCCCCCAGCCAGCACAGCACCCUCUACAGGCCACCCAGCAGCCUAGCACCUGGCUCGCGGGCCCCAAUCGCUGGAUUUUCCUCUUUUGUGUAAAAAAAGCUAAAAAGGACAAAGAAAUUUCUGGAAAUAUCUUCCCAUCUCGUGUUGAUGGAUAACAUGGCAACACACAUUCAACCAAUCAAGUUUUAAAUGCCUUUUUUUAUUUUCAUUAAUUUUCUUUUUCCACUUUUUUACAUUUCAUUUUUCUCUAGUCGGGCUGGAACUAAAACUAUAAGACUCUCUGGGGCUCUUUUUCAUCGUUAAAUGUGUGAAAGUGUGUGUGCAUUUUUUUUUUCACUAGAUGAUAAAAUACUCACUAACAUAUUUUUAUUUUAUUUUUGCUUUUUCAACUUUUUGCAUGACUUGCAUAACUAUUUGUUCUUCCAUUUUUUUGUUACGCUUCUUUGAACAAAUUGAAAUGAUGCCGUCUGAUUCUGUACAAAGUCACAAGAAUCUUUGGAGAAACACAAACAUAUAAAUAUAUAUACAUACAUAUAUAUAUGAAUAUAAAGUAGAUGUACCUAGAUGACAAAAUCAAUCCACUGCAGAUUGUGCAUUUGAUGGAGACUGAAUGAAGAAUAUGAUGGAGCCAUAUUGUGGACGUAAAAGGACAAGUGUUUGGACUGGAUGAACUGGAUGUAGAAUGAAAAAGAGAAAAGACAGAAGUGGAUGUGGAAUUCAUGCCAAAUCGAACAAAUUUUAACGUGUUGGCCUGGACAGCUUGAGGAGAACAUUGGUGCAACAAUCACGCGUUUCCAAGGAAACAACUCUCCGGCCUAUUGCACACAAAUAUAUUGAAAAGUUGAACAACAUUUGGCCAUGGAGGGUCAAAUGCUGAAGACUCUUGUGCCUGAGAGAUCCUUGCAGAUAUAUAAAAGGCGUGUAUAUCUGUUAAAGUGAAAGUGUUAAAGUCUUUUUUGUGAGUGUGUUACAGUGGAUCAAAGAUGCCUUGAUAGAGUAAACACUUAUUUAUGAUAUCCGGCACCAAUUGUGACUGAACUGCUGAUGGUGCCCUUGACUGUGGCAUCGUAAUGGCUCGCCCUCACGCUUUCGAGAGCCUUCUUUUAAUCCUGAUGGAUGUGGGCUGUGAAUAAAUUUGCAUACACAAACCCAUAUUUUUUCACCCUUUGCUGGCUCACAUAUACACACACAUCAGUCCCAUUCUGCAUACUUUAUGUCUACUGAGAUGCUUUGAAAUCCAGCAUAAGAGUGUCAGAACUGUCUGAAGUAUCCUGGGACAGUCACAUGUGGGCACAGCUGCUGGUUCUGCUAAAUGGUAACAGUGUGAUUUUGAUAAGAAAUGUUUCUUUUUUUUUCCUGUUUCCUCCCCUGCUAGCUGACGGCUCUCUGUUACUGAUCACUAUCGCGGGGCAGCGCUGGGCCUGCGCCAAGAGAUGAUGUCAUUGAGUUUCACCUCUUUCCCCUUUGUGUAAUCAACCACUGGGUAAUAUUCAGGUGUGGCUGUACUGCCCUGAAUGCUAAUGCCUGUGUGUGAGUAUGUGUGUGACUCCACUUCUUGUGCAUAAGCUUUACAGAUCAUUCAGUGUGUGUCUGGUUAAAAAGAGAUUGUCCUGCAGUUAUUGUAAACCUGCCACAGAGGACUGUGAGCUGUCCGGUCGCCUGCAAGGCACACUCACGACGCUAUAGUGAAGACAAAGUGUGUUGCUAGUUUCCACAGUUCCCAAAAAAAGAAAAAAAAUGUCAUCGACUUUUUUUUUAUUUUUAUUAUUCCUGUGGGGUGAUUUCAUUGUACGCAACAAAAGCUUAUCAUGCAGAAUCUGAAUGAAUAUAUGAUCACAAAACAUUUCUGAAAUAAAUUAUUUUUGAAUGUUA
This is a messenger RNA of Labrus bergylta (ballan wrasse), 8434 nucleotides long. RefSeq names its product sidekick cell adhesion molecule 2b (gene sdk2b). Lineage: Eukaryota; Metazoa; Chordata; Actinopteri; Labriformes; Labridae. Gene Ontology annotation, biological process: cell-cell adhesion. Gene Ontology annotation, molecular function: protein binding. The record is from RefSeq and is a predicted model, not a curated record.